Molecule: messenger RNA, 2221 nt
Organism: Syngnathoides biaculeatus (alligator pipefish)
Lineage: Eukaryota; Metazoa; Chordata; Actinopteri; Syngnathiformes; Syngnathidae
Exons: 7
Coding region: 96-2207 (703 amino acids)
Biological process (GO): negative regulation of apoptotic process; regulation of mitotic cell cycle; protein autophosphorylation
Cellular component (GO): cytoplasm
Molecular function (GO): protein serine/threonine kinase activity; ATP binding
Source: RefSeq, a predicted model, not a curated record
UCGUACAAUCGCGGCGCAGACAGAAAGUUUUGGAAACUCAUGAGCUCGUCGCCACGCGCAAACUUUUCCUCGCGAGGAACCAAGCAUGACAGACGAUGGCUGAUGACAGGCUUCAACUUUUGCUGGCCGCGUCCUCCGACAGCCACUCAGCAACCGGAGAAAUGAGCACCUUUUUGGAAGAUCGUGUGGCGACGACACAAAAAAGGAAGGCGAGCAGCGAGGAGAAACCAAAGUUCGCUGACCUCGUACCGCUGAGGAUGACCACCGCACGCGAGGUCGAUGCGACGUCAGCGUCCCCCGCGAAGAAAAAGAGCCGGCGAAACCUGCGCCAGUCCGCCAGUGGCGUAGCGACCAGAGGGAUGAGCAGGAAGUUGAACACAAAAACAGAGAUCAUCACAAGCGGGCAGAGAGGGGAACCAGCUCGAGGGUCCGGGAAGGGCCUCCCCACCGCGAGCAGCACUCUCGCCAAAAGGUCUGAGGGCCCCGCCAAGGCCAAACCCACAAAGACGAUCUGCAAUGUCCAACUCGACUCCAGUGCGAAGAAGCAGAGCGGCAAACCAUUCGGAGGGCGCGCCAAGAGAGGAAAUUCCGCCACGGAAACUCUCGCCAGCAAGAGGAGAGGAAAACCAACGCAGGGGACGAUAACGACCGUGCUGACUAAAAGGACCGGGAGAAGGUCCAGCACAAGGCCAGAAACCCCCACAAAGAAAGUCAGGCGUCAACGGAACGGGGAGCCCGUAAAAGCUCUUCCUUCUCAAGGGAACAAGAGAAAGUCUUGCGCAAAGCCGGCGACACUGGCACAGAAACCAAACCAUAAACAUCCCCGAGGCUCAAAGAAGACAGCGCCGCUCAAAAGAGCAAGGACCGAGUCCCGUACGCAACAAGCACACUUGGGAAAAAAGCAGCGGGUAAAAACAAAAGAAGGACUCGUCAAUACCAGCUCGCCGAGAGCCAUCAAGAGAAAGUGGGACACAAAACCGGAGCUAUCGACCAAGAGAACCGAAUCCACCGACUUGGCCAAAGAGGAUUUCCUGGUUAAAGGGACCGAGAAAAGGUUGGGCACCCCCACAAAAAAUCACAGGGCUAAAAGGACUGAGGACCCGGUGAAAACAACGCCGGGCACCCAAGCCAAAAGAAAACGCAACUCCGCACCAAAGAGCGUCUCAAAGAAGCGCAGCGCAACACCCGCUGAGCCGUCUGCCUUCUUUUUUGGGGAGACCAAGAAAGAGGCCCCAACCGAGCGGCUGACGUCGAGGAAGACGGGCGGCGAUAUUGCAGCCGGCUUCAAAAGCUCGUCGACGACCUCCCGACAGGCUGCAGUUCAUCGAGCUUUGUUUGCGCAGAAAUAUCAGCAGGUCAAUAAGCUCGGCGAAGGAGGCUUCGGAUCCGUUUACGCCGGUUACAGGAAGAGCGACUCGUUCCCGGUGGCGAUUAAAUACAUACCCAAAGAGGUUCAAAGUGUCCCACUGAACAUCAACGGAUCGAAGAAGGACAUCCCCAUCGAGGCCUUGCUCAUGCUCCAAGCGUCCAUCAAAAAGAACUCGGACGGGAAGUCCGCAGUUGUGUCGUUGCUGAACAAAUACGAUCUGGAGCACCAGAUCGUGCUGGUGAUGGAGAGGCCGGUGCCUUCCGUGGACUUGUUCACGUACAUCACCAGAUGCCGGCUCGGCGCUCUGCUGGAGUGUGAGGCAAAGAACAUCAUGAAGCAGCUGGUGGCGGCAGCGAUCAACAUGCACGCUGUGAACGUUUUCCAUCGAGAUUUAAAGCAAGAAAAUAUUCUCCUGGAGGCCACCUCCGGCGUCCCUCGUGUGCGAAUCAUCGAUUUCGGCUGCAGCUGCUUGGCGAGCAACGAGCCUUACCGGGACUACAACGGUAGGACGGUGACAUUUGUCCGCCUCGUCGGUCAUUUGUUGCAUUCGGGCUCCGUCUCCGUCCUCGCAGGCACUUUAUGCUACGCUCCCCCGGAGUACAUUUUACGACGGACGUACAGCGCCGCUCCGACCACCGUGUGGCAUUUGGGCGCGCUGCUCUUUGAGUUGAUGGCCGGAACCAAACGCUUCGACACGGUCAUGUUUCUGUCCCAGAUGCUACGACUGAAUCGGGUCCUAUCUGAAGAAUGCGAAGAUUUCUUGUGGAAAUGCUUGAAUUUGGAUCCGGACAAGCGGGCCACCCUGGAGCAGAUGCAGCAGCACCCGUGGCUCAUUUGAGAGCGCGCACUUGG